AUGACGAGUUUAAGUUCAAUCAAGGUAUCGGUGUUUGAAGGUAAAAACUUUGAACACUGGAGGUUAGAGAUGGAGAAUAUUUUCAUAUAUCAAGAGGUGUGGGAUAUUGUGAAAGAUGGUUAUGAUGAACCAACAGAAGGAGUUAUUUUUACAGCAGAACAACAAACUGCUUUAACAGCAAACAUGAAGAAUAACUCUAAAGCAACCUAUAUUCUUCAUCAGAGUAUUCAUGAGUCUCUCAUGGAUAGAGUUAUCUAUAUUAAAGAAGCUAAAGCAGCAUGGGAUGUUUUGGUAAAUUAUUACAAGGGUUCUGAAAAAGUUAAGAAGGUGAGAUUACAAACUUUGAAGCGUAAAUAUGAACCGUUACAGAUGGAAUCAUCAGAGACAAUAUCAGACUUCUUCUCAAAGACAUUGAAUCUUGUCAAUGAGAUGAAAGUUAAUGGUGACACCGUAGAAGACUCAUCUAUUGUGGAAAAGAUCUUAAGAAGCUUACCUGAGAAGUUUGAAGCAAAAGUAACUGCUACAGAGGAAUGUAGUACUGUUGCAACUAUGACUCUUAAUGGGUUAUUAGGUUCAUUACAGGCUUAUGAACAGAGGUUACUUUAA
This is a messenger RNA of Papaver somniferum (opium poppy), 606 nucleotides long. RefSeq lists its product as uncharacterized. Bases 1 to 606 code for a protein of 201 amino acids. The record is from RefSeq and is a predicted model, not a curated record. Lineage: Eukaryota; Viridiplantae; Streptophyta; Magnoliopsida; Ranunculales; Papaveraceae. The transcript has a single exon.